AUGGCUACGGAGAGUGUUUUAGCCUCAAGAGAUACUUUAGUCAAGUAUAGCAAUCCUGUGAUAGUUUCUAAACAUCCUGAAAAGCCCCUGACACCAACACCAGUAAAUAUUGGGAUCCCCCCAACCGAAAAAACAAAGUCAACAGAAGAGGUUCUGAACUGUAUCCUUCCCCCAAGGGAAUGGGAAGAAAAUGGCCAACUUUGGAGGCAAACUGUAUCAAGUGAGCCAGCCACUCGUGAAGAUGUCAAAAAGCUCGGAGAACAGCUCGACACAGGCCUUCAACAGCAGCAGGCUAGGGAAACAGGCAUCUGUCCAGUACGAAGACGACUCUUCAAUCAGUGCUUUGAUGAGCUGAUUAGACAAGUAACAGUGAACUGCUGUGAGCGAGGUCUGUUGCUUCUACGAGUGAGGGAUGAAAUGAAGAUGGCAAUGGCUGCUUAUCAGACAUUGUACGAGAGCAGCAUCGCAUUCGGUAUACGCAAGGCACUUCAGGCUGAACAAGGGAAGUCAGAUAUGGAGGAGGCAAUAGCAGAACUGAGAGACGUCAAGUCAGAUCUGGAGAGACAAGUAGCUGAGUUGAGAGCAAAAGCAGAACAAGUUGAGAGAAGAGCUACUGAGCUAAGACAAGCUGAAGAGAAGAAACACGCAGAAGAAAUUGACUUCUUAAAGAAGACUAAUCAACAACUGAAGGCUCAAUUGGAAGGAAUCAUUGCACCCAAGAAGUAAACGAAGACUAAUUGAAGAGUGAAUCGAGAGUAUAAACUUCAAUAAU
Molecule: messenger RNA, 772 nt
Organism: Macrosteles quadrilineatus (aster leafhopper)
Lineage: Eukaryota; Metazoa; Arthropoda; Insecta; Hemiptera; Cicadellidae
Product: 33 kDa inner dynein arm light chain, axonemal-like
Exons: 6
Coding region: 1-726 (241 amino acids)
Cellular component (GO): filopodium; axoneme
Molecular function (GO): dynein heavy chain binding
Source: RefSeq, a predicted model, not a curated record